AAGUGCAACUUCUCAUUGUACUUACUCCUUCAAUGGCCUCUUCUAGCAAGCAAAAAUGGCUAUUUGCGUGUGUAACAUUGCUCACAAUCUUUAUCACAGGCGCUCGUGGCAUCGACAUCUUUCUACAAUGGAAUGUAGCCAUUGACAGCACUAUCAAACCUGUGUCUGUAGAUCAACCUGUGAUAACCAUCAAUGGAAUGUUCCCUGGACCCCUUAUAAAUUCCACAACAAAUGAUUUCGUCCAUGUGAAUGUUUUUAACAAUUUGGAUGAGCCUCUACUCUUCACAUGGAAUGGCAUUCAACAAAGGCUAAACUCAUGGCAGGAUGGAGUUUCUGGCACUAACUGCCCAAUUUUACCUGGUACAAACUGGACUUAUGUAUUUCAAGUCAAGGAUCAGAUUGGCAGUUAUUCCUACUUCCCCUCCAUUAACUUCCAGAAAGCUGGUGGAGGAUUUGGGCCUAUUCGAGUCAAUAAUCGCAUUGUUAUCGCUGUGCCCUUCCCCAAACCAGAAGCUGAAUUUGAUCUUCUCAUAGGUGAUUGGUUUUCCAAUGACUACAAGGAAACCAGAAUAAUGAUGGACACUUCACUUACAGCCGAUAAUGCUGUCCCUGAUGUUAUGCUGAUGAAUGGAAAAGGCCCUUAUGGACACCAAAUGUCAAAAACCUAUGAGUCCUUCACAGUCACAAAAGGAAAGACUUACAGGUUCAGGAUAUCAAAUGUGGGGAGUGUGUUUAGUUUCAACUUUAGGAUUCAGAAUCACAAAAUGGUGUUGGUUGAAACAGAAGGGUCUUACACCAAUCAGAUCACAUUGGAUUCGCUUGAUGUGCACGUUGGCCAGUCGUAUUCAGUUCUUGUCACGGCCGAUCAGGAUGAUGCCGAUUAUUACAUGGUGGCAAGUCCUAAAUGGUUCAACACAUCUGAUUCUAGCAGUCUUGUAGGUGUAGGAGUUCUGCACUAUUCCAAUUCCAAUUCCAAUUCUCAAGUUAGUGGCCCUCUCCCGAGUGGUCCUGAUCCAUUCGAUGUCGAAUUUUCUAUGAAUCAAGCCAAAUCUGUAAGAUGGAACUUGACAACAGGAGCAGCUAGACCUAAUCCACAAGGAACCUUCAAUGUAACAAAUGUGACAUUGUCACAAAACUUCCUUCUACAAGGCUCAAAGGGAGAGAUAAAUGGCCAACGGCGCUAUGUUGUGAACAAUGUUUCAUAUUUAACCGUAGAUACCCCAUUGAAACUUGCAGAUCAAUUUGUCAACGGGUCAGGCGUUUACCAACUUGAUUGGUUUCCCACCAACUCUGUCAAUACUGAAGCUGAAUAUGGAGUUUCUGUUUCCACUGGUAUUCACAAAGGAUGGAUUGAACUUGUGUUCAUUAACAAAUUGGAUGUCAUUGACUGCUGGCAUUUGGAUGGCUUUGGGUUCCAUGUUGUUGGGUUUGGCAACGGAGAUUGGACGCCUGAAUCUCGAACAACUUACAAUCUGUUUGAUCCGGUAGUUCGUUCAACCGUGCAAGUGUACCCUGGAGGCUGGACAGCAGUUUAUGCAUUCCUGGACAACCCUGGAAUGUGGAAUUUAAGAUCACAAAGCCUGAAAAAUUGGUACUUGGGUCAAGAACUCUAUAUCAGAGUCCACAAUGAUGAUCCUAAUCCUGCCAAGGAACGCCCGCCUCCUGGAAACCUUUUACUAUGUGGAAUUUUUGGUGAUUCUGAUGCUCCAGGUAGUGAACCAGCACCUGCUCCCUGGACAGGAUUGUGAUUUGGAAGACUUGACUGAGAGAUAAUUCAUGUUAACACGUAUUCAUGAAUGAUCAUUGCCAUUUACAAGCAAUGUUUAAUUUAAUUUGUGUAAUCAAUUGCUUCAUACCAUAACAGGAGAGAUUAAUUUCCUCUCCCUUCAAAGUUUUUCGAUCACGAUGUAGAUGU
Messenger RNA from Pistacia vera, 1915 nucleotides. RefSeq names its product monocopper oxidase-like protein SKU5. The record is from RefSeq and is a predicted model, not a curated record. The coding region runs from base 33 to 1748 and encodes 571 amino acids. Lineage: Eukaryota; Viridiplantae; Streptophyta; Magnoliopsida; Sapindales; Anacardiaceae. The transcript is spliced from 8 exons. Gene Ontology annotation, molecular function: copper ion binding; oxidoreductase activity.